This is a messenger RNA of Peronospora farinosa, 897 nucleotides long. The record is from the annotation of a GenBank genome assembly. Lineage: Eukaryota; Oomycota; Peronosporomycetes; Peronosporales; Peronosporaceae.
AUGACCCCAGCAUUUUCUAUGGGAAUGCCUGCCGCCGGGGGUCCAAUGCUGAAGUCGGCGAAAGCCCUACAGCCGAAGGGUGUGGGUGGAGGACCAGGUUUUGUGAAUAUUGCUAGAAAGCCGGAAGAGCCCGAGGUGAGCAGUAUUCUAAAGUCCCUUAUGGACGAAGAAGCAAGGAAGAAAGAGAAAAAGCUUGAGCGUAAUCGCGAUUCAGCUCGGGAGAGCCGUAGAAAACAGCAGACUUAUGUGGAAACAUUGGAAAAUGGUAUUAAGCGCCUGCAGAUUAAUCGCGACUUAGUUCGGUCCUAUCGAUGGGGCGUCAGUGGUCCAGGACUCGGCUCCGUGCCCUGCCCGGACUCGCCCGAAAUGUCUGAUUGGAAAAAUCGCGUUGCAAUCGUUGCGGGGCGUACUGAAGCUUUCUCGAAUAUACAGAAUCCUGCAAAUUUUCAGUCUCUGAUGCGACUAAACCGACAGCGAUGCACCCUUGCAAUACAUUACCAAGAGCGUGAACGUGCGAUAUGGAAAUGUUUUGUGUUUAUUGGACGCCAGCUUGCAGCGAUGCGCACACGUGUGCUACAAGUGCAGAUGCUGCGCACGUUUUCAAAAAAUCCUUUGGCAAUGGAGUUAGAUGCAUUGCUGAAGUUGACAACCGACCAAAAGCUGCAGCUUCAGCAUCACGCGCAGGAAAUGUUUAAUGAGGAGGUCGUGGAGCUGACGAAGCUAUUCAAGAUCUUCUAUGCUUUGCGCAACGAAGCUCUUCGGCUGAAUAUCCUAUGUCCAUCACUGGAACGCCACUUUCGCGAGGCGUGUUCGUUUGGUCAAUUGCAUAGGCUGUUGCAGUGGACAGAGAAUCAUCGUGCAGUCAUCGAAACGGAUCUGUGCCUCGACGAAGUCUAA